Molecule: messenger RNA, 1257 nt
Organism: Grammomys surdaster
Lineage: Eukaryota; Metazoa; Chordata; Mammalia; Rodentia; Muridae
Gene: Fam47e
Product: family with sequence similarity 47 member E
Exons: 10
Coding region: 1-1257 (418 amino acids)
Source: RefSeq, a predicted model, not a curated record
AUGGUCAGAUGCCACGUGGGCUUUAGACUAGAGGAAAGACUCUUAUGUAGUCCCCAGAUAGUGGCCCUCGUGAAAGGAGAGCGGACAGGAGGCGCUGAUGUAAUCAAGGGAUUAAUCCAUUGGUACCUCGAGAACCUGCCUUCCAAGCAUUUCACAAAGCGUAACAGACUGACAUUCCCGGGCUUCUUGAACAGCCAGCACUGGGUGUUUGUGAAAGAGGGGCUGGAUGAUUUCAGGAAAGACUGCCCCCCACAAACACACCAGGGCCCCAAGGACGCCUUUCUUCCUCUUAUUCAUCACGGAGCUCCCAAUAUUACUCUCAAGAAGAGCAGACUGCCCAAGAGGGCAACACUGCCGUCUAAGCUUUCGAAAGCUGAGAAGGCAUUCCUGGAGGAUGUGGGAGCUCACAAGACUCUGCACCCCCUGGCUCUCUACCCACAACUUAAAGAAGCUCUGCCUGCUGAGCUCUUAUUGCAGGUGCUGGAGAUACUCGACUCUGAGAGGAAGCUAGAGGACUCGUGGGCUUAUUGCCUGGAUACCAGGAAAUUAAUGAAGGAACCCACAAAUCUUGUAGAAAAACACUCUUCCAAAGUAUGCCUACCCAAGAAGAUGCUGACGUCACGUUCAGGCCAGUGGCUUUGUGAAGAAAAGCCAAGCAAAGUGGAUUCAAUCUAUAAAGACAGUUUCCUCCAUGAUGACGUACGCAGAGGAGUCAGCGACUUCUGCCGCUGGGCCACCGAUCUUGGAAGUUCCACCAUCAACGAAGAGUUGGUUCUGCAGCAGUUUGACAUUGACUAUCAGACCAGACGCAGCUGUGAGGAGCUUCACAGGCUGAGGGUAAACCAGGACAAACACUGCAUCAACGGUCCACCUCUGCAAGAACACCGUGGGCGCAGGAGAGAACCUCAGUCCUCUGGAAAAGCAAACCCUCAGAAGCCGAAGCAGGUGAAGAUGAGGUACGGAGCCUGGUAUCUGAACACCAGUUUGUGGAAGAGACAAAGAGUGGAUGAACCUUUGGUUGACCCCAGGGUCUCACGCAAAGCUCAAGAUUGGAAUUUUAAAAAGCAGCUUCAGGAGCAGGAGGAGCUGCUUGUAGACCUUCGAGGGACAGCAGCCUUUAAGGACUUCAUUCUAAGCAGGGGCUACAGGAUGCCCAGGUUCCUUGAGAAGAUGUAUGCGGAGGAGAAAAGUAAAUCUGAAAAUAUUAAGACUCCUAAAAAGCUCACACAAACAGAGAGGAAUCCUGGGAGAAGAUGA